AUACACGAGCCGUUCUCCGCCAUCUCCGUUUCCCUCUUUUCCUCUCACUGCUGCUGUUGCUGCUCUCCUCCGCUCUCUCGCCGGCCUUUCUUCUUCGCGGCGUGUGAUCGAUGGGGACGCUGGGGAGGGCGAUCUACACCGUCGGAUUCUGGAUCCGGGAGACCGGCCAGGCCAUCGACCGCCUCGGCUGCCGCCUCCAGGGCAACUACCUCUUUCAGGAGCAGUUGUCGAGGCAUCGCACACUCAUGAACAUAUUUGACAAAGUACCGAAUGUACAUAAAGGUGCCUUUGUGGCUCCAGGCGCAUCUGUUAUUGGUGAUGUCCAAGUAGGCCAAGGAUCAUCAAUUUGGUAUGGAUGUGUUCUCCGAGGUGAUGUUAACAGCAUCCAUGUCGGAUCUAGCACAAACAUACAAGAUAAUUCCCUGGUGCAUGUGGCAAAAUCUAAUCUAAGUGGGAAGGUCCUACCAACUAUAAUUGGAGAUAACGUCACAAUAGGUCAUAGUGUUGUCUUGCAUGGAUGCACUGUUGAGGAUGAAGCAUUUGUUGGAAUGGGUGCUGUCCUGCUUGAUGGAGUUGUCGUGGAAAAACAUGGAAUGGUUGCUGCUGGAGCGCUUGUAAGGCAGAAUACAAGGAUCCCGUGUGGAGAGGUAUGGGGAGGAAAUCCUGCAAGGUUCCUGAGGAAACUAACUGAAGAAGAGGUGGCUUUUAUUUCUCAGUCUGCUACCAACUAUACCAACUUGGCUCAGGUGCACGCUGUGGAGAAUGCCAAGUCUUUCGAUGAGAUCGAGUUCGAGAAAGUACUGCGCAAGAAGUUUGCUCGCAGGGAUGAGGAGUAUGAUUCGAUGCUUGGAGUGGUCCGCGAAGUUCCUCCUGAGCUGAUUCUUCCUGACAACGUCUUGCCAGACAAAUCUCCCAAGCCUUCACACUAGGAUAGGAUUAUUAGGCUGAGACAGUCAAGUUUGGUGGUUUAUGUUUUCUUAUGCCAUCCAAUAAUUUCAGGUUGGGCUCUUCUGUAGGGUCGACCACCUCACUCUCGGUACUCUGUUCAUCUUUUGUCCCUUUUUUAAUUAUAAUCCUAAAUUGCUUCCA
This is a messenger RNA of Musa acuminata AAA Group (dessert banana), 1089 nucleotides long. Its product is annotated as gamma carbonic anhydrase 1, mitochondrial-like. The record is from RefSeq and is a predicted model, not a curated record. NCBI's taxonomy places the organism in Eukaryota, Viridiplantae, Streptophyta, Magnoliopsida, Zingiberales, Musaceae. The transcript has 5 exons. Bases 111 to 929 code for a protein of 272 amino acids.